AUGCUCCUUCCUUCUUUGUGGCAGCGACCUCAGGGGCCCAAUCAGGGGCUGUGGCGCCCUCAGAGACCCCCUCAAGGGCGGUGGGGGCACAAGGGGCUCUCCCAGGAGCGGCAGUGCCCCCAAGGGUCCUUCCAGAGGUGGUGGUGCCCCCCCAGCGGCGACGGCUCAUCCAGGGGCCUCACAGGAAUGGUGGCGCCUCCAGGGGCCAUCCUUAGGGGUGGUAGCUCCCCUCGGGCACUUUCAGCUUCAGCAGGUCCUCCAGGGGCCCUGCCAGGGGGCUGCGGCGCCGCUGCGAGCUCUCGCAGGGGCGACGGCACUCCCAGGAGCCAUCCCAGGAUCUAUGGUUCCUUCAGGGUCCCUCCCAAGAGUGCCGGCGCCUCCAGGGCCCUUCCACGGGUGGCUGCGCCUUCAGGGGCCCUCGUUAGGAGUGGGGGCAACCCAUGGGGCCCUGGAAGGGGCGGGGGUUCCUUUAGGGACCCUUCAUGGGGCGGCGGGGGCACUCCAAGAGGCGGUAGCGUCACCGCCCGGACUGCCAAAGGAGGCAAAGCCCCCAAGGGCCCUGCCAGGGGCUGUGGCACCCUCAGGUGUCUUACAGGGGCCGCGGCAACCCCCGGGGCUCUCCGUAGUUUGGCAGUGCUUCCACGGGCCCUCCCAGGGGUGGCGAAGACCCCAGGGGACCUUCUAGAGGCGCCCUCCAACCAGGAGCCCUAUAGCUUCCUUGCGACCCCAGGCCCAGCCAGGGCCUGUGGCGCCUCAGAGACCUCAGGGGCGGUGGGGGCACAAGGGCUUCCCAGAGUGGCAGUGCCCCCAGGGGUCCUUCCAGAGGUGGUGCCCCUCAGUGGCAACGGCUCAUCCAGGGGCUCUCACAGGAACGAUGGCGCCUCCAGGGGCCAUCCUGCAGGGCUUCCCCCGGGCACUUCUCAGCUUCAGCAGGUCCUCCAGGGUCUGCCAGGGGUGGCGCCCUGCGAACUCUCGCAGGGGUGGAGGCACUCCCAGGGGCCAUCCCAGGUCUAUGGUUCUCGGGGUCCCUCCCAUGAGUGUCAGCGCCUCCAGGGCCCUUUCACGGGUGGCUGCACCUUCAGGGGCCCUUGUUGGGAGUGGGGGCGACCCCUGGGGCCCUGGAAGGGCAGGGGUUCUUGGAGGCCCCUCAUGGGGCGGCGGGCACUCCAAGAGACAGUAGCGUCACGCCCAGAUUGCCAAAGGAGGCAGAGCCCCAAGGGCCCUUGCCAGGCUGUGCACCUCAGGUAUCUUCAGGCUGUGGCGCCCCAGGGCAAUGCUGGGCGGGAGGCACCCUGGGGCUUCAGUUUGGCUGUGGUUCCACAGGCCUCCGAGGGUGCAAAAAUAACUGCCCACAAAGGCCCUGCAGAAGUGGCGCACCCUGGGGCCCUCCCAUUUGACCUGCCAGGUGAAGCACCCAAGGGCCUCCUAGGUGCGACAGGCGCUCCCAGAGUGGCCUCCCAAGGAAGCCGGUGCUCCCAGGGCCCUGGGCCAUCCUUAGGGAGCAAUGGCUUCCCGGGCACUCUCAAUGACCUUGGUACUCCAGGGGGCCCUGCCAAGCUGAGCACAGCAGCCAGCGCCCCAUGGCUCUCCUGUUGCGCCGGCGCUCCCAGGGCCAUCCAGGGACUAGGGUUCCUUGGGUUCCUCCUGAGGGUGGUCGCCUCCACGGCCCUUCAAGGUGGCUGCGCCUUCAGGAACCUCGGCUCUACAGGAUUAAUUUUCUACCCACGGGCCCCUCCUAGGGGUGGCGGCGACCCCAUGGGAACUCUUAGAGCGCCCCCCUCCCAGGAGCCCUAUAGCUUCCUUGUGGCGCACCCUGGGGGCCCUCCCGUUCGACCUGCCAGGUGGAAAACCCCAGGGGCCCUCCUAGGUGGGCAAGCGGCUCCCAGUGGCCUCCAGAGGCAGUGCUCCCAGGGGCCCUGUCAGAGAGCUGUGGCACACCCAAAGGUUUCCAUGGUCGGGUGGCGCCCUACUUGGGCGUGGUCCAGUGCUGGGGGGUUUUCCCAAGCAGCGGCGCCGCCAGAAGGUUCUCCCAGGGGCCCUCCCGAUGCGGAGGCCCUGGGGAACCUCCCAAAGCGACAGCACCCCAGGCUCCCUCCUUCUUUGUGGCAGCGACCUCAGGGGCCACCAGGUGCUAUAGCGCCUCAGAGACCCUCUCCAGGGGCGGUGGGGGAGCCUCAAGGGGGCCUCAGAGGCAGUAGCGUCACCGCCCAGACUGCCAAAGGAGGCAGAGCCCCCAAGGGCCUGCCAAUGUGUGCCUCAGGAGUCUACAGGGGCUGGGAGCGCCUAACAGCAAUCACCAGGCAGCAGCACCCCCAGAAGGGCUCUCCGUGGUUUGGCAGUGAUUCCACGGGCCUCUGGGUGCUUGAGCCCUGGGGACCUUCUAGGCGCCCCUCCAAAGGCCUAUAA
Molecule: messenger RNA, 2406 nt
Organism: Homarus americanus (American lobster)
Lineage: Eukaryota; Metazoa; Arthropoda; Malacostraca; Decapoda; Nephropidae
Product: collagen alpha-2(I) chain-like
Exons: 7
Coding region: 1-2406 (801 amino acids)
Source: RefSeq, a predicted model, not a curated record